Geosmithia morbida is the source of this 4236-nucleotide messenger RNA. RefSeq names its product transcription elongation factor SPT6. The record is from RefSeq and is a predicted model, not a curated record. Gene Ontology annotation, biological process: mRNA transcription by RNA polymerase II; positive regulation of transcription elongation by RNA polymerase II; transcription elongation-coupled chromatin remodeling. Gene Ontology annotation, cellular component: transcription elongation factor complex. Lineage: Eukaryota; Fungi; Ascomycota; Sordariomycetes; Hypocreales; Bionectriaceae. The transcript has 4 exons. Bases 1 to 4236 code for a protein of 1411 amino acids. Gene Ontology annotation, molecular function: histone binding; nucleosome binding; DNA binding.
AUGAGCAGCAGCAUGCGAGACCUGAUCUCUGGCGAGGCGGAGCUGGAUGACGAGGAGGAUGAUGAGUCGUUUGACGAGGAGACCGGAGAGGGGCGUGUCAAGGAGCACACCGUCAUUGAUGACUCCAGUGAGGAGGAAGAGGACGAUGAUGACGAGGAGGAAGCACGAAAGAUCCGCGAAGGCUUUAUUGUCGACGAGGAUGAGGAGGAAGAAGACGAUCAGGAUGAUUCAGAUGCCGAAGCUCGCCAGCAGGUCAAGAGGAAGCGCGAGCACCGCGACCGCGAGGAAGAGGAGCGCCUCGACGAAGACGACUUGGAUCUCAUCGGCGAGCAAUUCGGUGAACGCCCGAAGCCGAAGCCCCAACCGAAAUACAAGCGUCUAAAACGUGGCCAUCGAGACGAGGAGGAGACCGUCAAAGAGCCCCGGGGACUCGAAGAAAUCUUUUCCGACGAAGAUGAGGAUGCUGGAGAGCAGCGCCCUCCGCACGGACGAUCGAAUUACAGGGACGAGUUUGACGACUUCAUCGAAGAGGACUUCCCCGAGGACGAAGAAGAGAGGAUCCGGCAGCUUGAAGACGCCGAGGUCGCUCGUCCCGUAAGGGACCGUCCCGGCGUUGGCGCCGUCUUUGAUACCAGUCAGCUUGACAAGGAUGCCCUCGAUGACAUGGAGGCCAUCUUCGGCAACGGCGAGGACUACGACUGGGCUCUUCAGGCACAGGAGGAGGAGGACAUGCGCGAGCAAGAGGAGGCCGGCAUCGAGCUCAAGGAUGUCUUUGAACCCUCCCAGCUCAAGGAGAAGAUGCUUACGGACGAAGACAACCAGAUCCGCUCCACUGACGAGCCGGAACGCUUCCAACUGGACCGCAAGAACUUCAAGAACCUCCAACUCUCGGCCGAGGAAUUCAGGGAGGAGGCCCGGUGGAUCACCAACCAGAUCUGGCCCAAGAAGGGGCUUGCUGGUGAUCUCCAUGGACCCUUUGGCAGGGCCGUUGGCAAGGUGCUCGAGUUCUUCAUAGUUGACGAGGUCGAGGUUCCCUUCGUCUUCCAGCACCGCAAGGACUACCUCCUUCACACGACCAAGACGCGCACGUCGUCUCGUGACGACCCUGACGGCGCCGAAUACUCCAUCUCGGCCGAGAAGCUCCUCAACCAAGACGAUCUGUGGAGGAUACUUGAACUCGACAUCAAGUUCCGCUCCUUCGUCGAGAAGCGGAAUGCCCUGACACGGACGUACGAGAGCCUGAAGGACCACUACCAAGUGGAGGACACAUCGAUUGAGGAGAUGAUGCCCGAGGCGGCCACCAUGGAAGAGCUCCAGGAUUUACAGGACCACCUCCAUUUCCAGUACGGUACCCAGCUACGAGAACUCGCCGCCGCCAACGGUACUGCGCAGACAAAGCGCCCCGGGUCCAAGUCGACAGUCUUGGAACGCGUCCGCCAGAGCAGGGCAUCCCAGUUUGCCAAGGCCUACGGCAUCACGGCAGACCAGCUGGCCAAGAACGCGCUGAGGCAAGGCAAGAAGGUGGCGCCCGACGACGAUGCGCAGUACCCCAUGGACCUCGCGGACAGCCUCGUGGACGACGGCUUCGACACCGGCGAUGCCGUCAUCAACGCGGCGCGCCAGCUCUACGCCGAAGAGCUCUUCUCCAGCCCCAGGAUGCGCAAGCAUUUCCGGGGCUCCUACUACCAGGCUGCCGAGAUCAGCUGUCGGCGGACGGACAAGGGCCUGCGCCGGAUCGACGACACCCACCCCUACUACGAGAUCAAGUACAUCCAGAACCAGGCUGUGGCCGACUUGGUGCACCAGCCCGAGCUGUUCCUCAAGAUGAUGAAGGCCGAGGAGGAGGGUCUUGUCGAGAUCAAGGUGGAGAUGCCGCGCCGCUACGACUUCCGCAGGCAGCUCUACCAGGAGUUCGAGUCGGAGAACUUCAGUGACAGGGCAGAGCAGUGGCGAGACGAGCGUAAGAAGGUUCUCGACCUGGCCUACCCCAAGCUCGAGAAGGUCAUCGCCAAGAGCGUCAAGGAGGUUAUCCGAACAUACUGCCAGGAUGAGAUCCUCCGGGCAGUUCGCGAGGAAUACUCCAAGAGGCUCGACCAGGCACCGUACAAGCCCAAGGGCAUGAUCCUGGGCACGUCGCCUCGCGUCCUGGCUCUCUCCAAUGGAAUGGGUGACCCUGCCCGUGAACCGGUCAUCUGGGCGUGGGUCGACGACGACGGCCGCGUUCUCGAGCACGGAAAGUUUGGCAACCUGGCCAGGGACGAGGCCCAGCGCGACGAGUUUGCCCAGCUGAUCGAGAGGCGCCGUCCCGACGUGAUCGCCGUGAGCGGCUGGUCGGCCCACUCGCACAGGCUGGUGGGUGACGUGGAGAAUCUGGUGCGGGAGAAGAACCUGAUGGGGUCCGAGUUUGAGGAUCCCGAGACGAAUGACUGGCGCACCGAGCCGCUCGAGGUGGUGACCGUCAACGACGAGGUGGCACGGCUGUACAAGGACAGCCCGCGGGCUCUGGCGGAGCACCCCUCUCUCAACCCCGUCACCCGGUACUGCGUGGCCCUGGCGCGGUACAUGCAGAAUCCGAUGAAGGAGUAUGCCGCGCUCGGCGAGACCGUGUCGUCGCUGUCGUACCACCCGUGCCAGAACCUGCUCCCCAAGGACAAGCUGGAGAAGUACCUCGAGUCAGCCAUGGUGGACACGGUCAACCUGUGCGGCGUCAACAUCAACGAUGCCAUGACGGACACGUACACGGCCAAUCUGCUGCCGUUCGUGGCCGGCCUGGGACCCCGCAAGGCGACGAGCGUCAUCAAGACGAUCAACGCCAACGGAGGCGUCGUCAACACGCGCGACGAGCUGGUCGGCGAUCCCGACAGCGGAAAGCUCCCGGUGGUGGGCCCCCGCGUCUGGAACAACUGCGCAAGCUUCCUGUUCAUCGAGUACGACGCGACCAACUCGGCGUCGGACCCGCUGGACAACACGCGCGUCCACCCAGAGGACUACGAACUGGGUCGCAAGAUGGCGGCGGACGCCCUCGAGCUCGACGAGGAGGACGUCAAGGCCGAGACGGACGAGAACGGGCCGGGAGCGAUCGUGCGCAAGCUGUUCAAGCAGGACGAGCAGGACAAGGUGAACGAGCUGGUGCUGGAGGAGUACGCUGAGCAGCUGGAGACCAACUACCAGCAGCGCAAGCGGGCGACGCUGGAGACGAUCCGGGCGGAGCUGCAGGCCCCCUACGAGGAGCUGCGGCGCAACUUUGCGCUGAUGAGCGUGGACGACAUCUUCACGGCGUUCACGGGCGAGACGUCGCGGACGCUGUGCGAGGGCAUGAUCGUGCCGGUCAACAUCCGGGUGGUCAAGGACGACUUCGCCAUCGCCAAGCUGGACUGCGGCAUCGAGGGCCGGCUGGAGGCGCACGACGUGACGAGCCGGGCGUCGGUGCGGGACGUGCUGAGCACGGGCCAGACGGUGCAGGCCAAGAUCCUGGACGUCAACUACAAGGACUUCGUGGCGCGCCUCUCGACGCGCGAGGAGGCGCUGCGCACGCCGUACAGGCGGCCGAUCAACUACGGGCGCGACGGGUGGGACUACGCACAGGAGUCGACGGACAGGGAGGAGCUGCGCGAGAAGGACAGGGCGACGGGCCGCACGCAGCGCGUGGUCAAGCACCCCAACUUCAAGCCGCUCAACUCGGUGCAGGCCGAGGAGUGGCUGGGGUCGCAGCCGGUCGGCGAGGUCGUCAUCCGCCCCUCGUCCAAGGGCAACGACCACCUGGCGGUGACGUGGAAGGUGGCCGACAACGUCUACCAGCAUAUCGACGUGCUCGAGAUGCAGAAGGAGAAUGAGUUCUCGGUGGGCAAGCUGCUCCGCAUCGGCAAGUACACGUACAGCGAUCUCGACGAGCUGAUUGUCGAGCACGUCAAGGCCACGGCUCGCAAGGUGGAGGAGCUGAUGCGCCACGACAAGUUCCAGAACAAGUCCCGAGGGGAGACUGAGAAAUGGCUCACUACAUACAUUGAUGCCAACCCCAACCGAUCAGCCUACGCCUUCUGCAUCGACACCAAGCACCCGGGCUACUUCUGGCUGUGCUUCAAGGCGGCCAAGGCGGCGCCCGUGAUCGGCGUGUCGGUCCGGUCCAUCCCGCAGGGUUUCGAGCUGAAGGGGUACCAGUACCCUGACAUGAGGGCUCUGUGCAACGGGUUCAAACUCCGUUUCCAGAAUGAGUUUGCCAAGAUGGGGGUGCGGUAA